AUGAAUGAGUUAUAUUCGCUGUGUGAAGAUAUAGGAGAAAAGGACAAAAUUUUAAUUUCGGAAAAAUUAAGGAGUAUCCUUGACCAUUUUCAGAACAAAAAUAAAUGUUACGUUUCCGAGUUCGUCGUCCUAAGCAGAACCAGAUUUUUUAAAUCCAUUAGCAACUAUGGGGAAUUCCUGCUCCUGCAGUCAUCUUCCCGGGUGAUAGGUAAUUAUGAAAAUAUUUUGCGCUUGUUACAUAAAGCAAGGGUCUACUUAGAAUUUGUCAGGUGCUUAGAAUUCAGUGAAUAUAAUCCUAGUAAGAACAAAAAAUGCGAAGAGGAUAUUUUAAAGUUCAUUAACUAUUUGGAGUCAAAGAAGAGAAAAUAUUACCAUCACAUAUGUGGAACACUGAUCAAAUUUAUCAUUACGUCUCUCAAAAAAAGUGAUACUCCUACGGAUAGCAAACCGGACAUUUCCGAACUGGACGAGCAAGCCAAUCUGGACAGUUACGAAAAAAGCAGCAUUAAAAAUGACGAAAAGUUUCAUGAUUCUACCAUAAGUGAAACGCACAAAUUGAAGGAUAAUGCAGAUGCGUCGGACAAUGAAUGUAUUGACGAAAAAUGCGUGAUGGAGCCGUUUGACGAGUUGGAAGAAUAUGGAGAUUACCUAUACAACGUCCUGAAUCAAAUGGACAGUACAUCGUGGAAGGAUAAAAAAUAUGAGGAAUUUCUAAAAAUGAUUAGCUUGAAUGAUGCCAUCAUAAAUGAUGAAAAUGAAAAGGUAAAGAAUUCAGACAGUAGAAGCUUCACAAACAUUUCAAAGGUGACGAACAACAUUAUUCUGUUGCCAAAGUAUUUGGAAAAUGUAAGGAAUUCUAUAUAUAACCAUCAGAAUAAGUCAAUCGCAGAGGUUAAGUCCAUGAUUGAGCAUGCCAUGAGUGAUAACAUAGAAGCUCCCUUGUUUAAAACGGGGAAAAUAAUAAGCGCAAUGCUUCCGUCUCCGGAUUAUGAAAAGUAUUGCUCUAACACAAAAUCGGAUUUUCUAAACAAACUGGAUGAUUCAUCCAUAGUGCAGGACAUGGUGUUCAAAAUUUUUAACCUCAAUAAAAACCCAUCAAAUAGUACCGCAGCAGUCCCAUCAAAUGUGUACAGCGUGAAUUGUUACGACAUUUUUAAAAUUAUAUUAAAAGGGAUAAAUUAUCUUAAAAAUGAGAACGACGAGAUAUAUUUGUUUCUUAGACAGCUGCUUAAUAAAAGCAAGAAGAACUACUCUCACAUGUGCAGCAAAGAAACACCGGAGACACAUUUCAACCCAUGUGAUAAAUUGAAUUACUCAUUUCUGCCAUUGCAUUUGUACAAUAAUACUAGUGACAUUUGCAGGGAGAUAUUGAAAUAUGCCAUUUGUAAUAAAGACUUGGUUUUCACGCUCAGGAUAGUCGACACCUUUUUAACCAUAGCGGUGUAUGAGAACUCGCUAAAAUAUUUGGUGCAUUUUUUGAACACCCUGGCGGAGUACAUUAUUAUCCCCUACCUGCGAUAUGAAAUAAGUUCGUGUUCCAAAAAGGUUGGUAAUAAUGAUGGAGACCUCAUCAUUGGCAACAAAUCGGAGGAAAAAAAAAAGGAUUGCACCGUAGUAGGUGUAGAAAAUAGUAAUAAAGAAUUCUACUCCAGUUACACAAACUUUAACAAGCUAAUGUGUAGAAUUCCGUUGCACGAAUACGAGUCACUGAAACUGUUGGAACUGUUUUCCCUACAGUAUCCUAUGUUUUUAAAAAUAAACAAUAAUCCACAGAGGUGUCUGAAAGAUAUCGCCAAGCCAUGUGAGUAUUCCAGUAACGUUCUGCCCACGUACGGAUCAUACAUAUUUCAAGUGGCAGUCUCCUUCGAAAUUGACAAUUCGAUAAAGGUGUUGGAUGAACUUGGCUCAAAAUGUAAGAUAACAUUUCAGAUGGUGGAAGAUGAAGGGAGUGAAAAAAAGAGCACAGAUGAAAGUUCGGAGGAAAGUAUUAGUAAACAACAGGAGUACAACUUUUUGGAGAUUAAUUUUCAGCAGAAUCAUAUGUACACCAAAUUGAUGAAGCCAUUUGGUGCAGAAUCAUUCUCUAAAGAAAAGGAAGAAGUUGAAAGGGAGACUUAUGACAAAUCAAGUAAAAUGUCAAACGGGGGGCAUAACGAACAGGACUCUUACCAGCCUAGCAGUAUCAUUAACAGCGAAGUAACUAGUCAUGAGAGGGGGAAGAACCGGACGAAAAAUGCGAGUAAACUGAUCAAUGUGUACGAUAUUACGAACAUGAACACCAUCAUUUUUGACAUACUGAUCGAUCAAGGAUGUUACAGCAAUGAUGGGAAUACUUGCGAUUUUCAAAACGAUCAUGGGAAAAUAGUGAUUUAUUCCAACGGAAGGCAUUUACUAACAACAAGUAUAAGAAAGAAGAACUCCCUUCUAGAUAACAACAUACUAAUAAAUAACAAUAUAAAGUUGAAAGUGUACACCUCACGCACGUGCUUCUUUGAGUUUCCAAAGGAUUGUUGCUGGUCCUCUGCAUUCGUCGAUGAAUUAGUAAACAUAAAAUUAAUCCCAGAUAUCCAUCGAAACUUUCUACUCAGAAACCCGCUUAACAUAGUGGAGCUUUACAAUAAGGUGUCCAUUGCGCUGAAUCGAUACAUGUAUCGUUUUUGCGAUUGGAAUGACGACGACUAUAGGAAGAUAAUGGAAAAAGAUACCUCAUACACAUUAUACAACAACAUUGAUAUUUACACCUUUGAGACACUAAUUAAGUACACAGAAAAUAACAAUAAAAUUUUGAGGAAGUUGUUCAAAUUGGCCAAAGGUUGCGCUGUUCCUGGGGUGGAUCUUAGCCCUGAUGAGGACCAAGAAAACGACGCCGUUUACCCGAACCCUUACGCAACCUAUUGCACGAGUGAAAGCAAAGAAUGGGUUGGAAUAUAUAGAGAGUACCUGUACGAAUGGAACCAAACAUCCGAUUCGCAAAUCUGCGCCUUGAGCAUCUUAAAGCUAUAUUUAAAAAACAACAUGCAUGUGCAAAAUAACAGGAUAGAAAAUAAUGAGAACUUUCACUCCCUGUCUGAAAGAUUGAUUACAUCCUUUUUGAAAAUAAUUAAGUUGAAAAGUCCGUUCAUAGGAAGGGAAGAUUACUGCGUAAACCAAUAUUAUCAAAUGGAGGAGUUGGACCUGAAUGGGAGUUUAUGGCUACUCAGGAAAAAUGUCUUUCAAAUACUACUAGAGGCGGAUAAAAUAAUUAUAAGCAAUGUUUUUAUGAGGAUUCAUAUAGAAACAAUCUUAAAAUUGCUCAAGUUCUUUUCCGAUAAUAACAGCCUUGAUUCGCACAUAAUAUUAAAACUGUUAAAAUCUCUGGAACAUAAGGGCAUUUUGGAAAUAAUGAUGAAACGGAUGUUAAGUGUCCCAUAUCACAACUGUUCAAGCGGUUCUUAUAGGAAGAUGAACUUCAGCUCAACUAAUCGAUACGUAAACUCUCAAAAUAUGAAUGCGUGUACAUCCUCGUCAGCGUCGUCUAAUUCGACUGUGUACAACGCUAGCGUGGACAACAUAAAUGAUGCUAAUGGAAGCAGAAAUAGGGAAGAAAAACGAAAGAAAAGGAAGUAUUACGAGGAAAACAAACAUGAAAUUGAGAGAUACGAGAAGAGAAAAAAAAACACUAAGAGCAGGAUCAUAGAAUCCACACAUUUUGGAAUAUUCGUCGAAGAGCUAAUGUCUCUUAUAAAUCAUCAAACGAAUGAUGCAAUCAAUGUGCCCGUUGUGCAGUACAACGAGGAGAGCGAUUUUUUGAUGGAAAACAAAGCGUGUGACAUUAUUCACAAGUUGUGUUGUUUUUAUGAAGAUGAAUGGAAGAAUGAGGGCUGUGUAAAUUAUAGCUACUUUGACUUUUGUGUAAAAAUAUUGAAUCAGAUAAAGCACAAGAACAAUCAUGUGAGUAGUGCUAGUGAAGUGGCCUCUAUUUUUUUGCGAGGCAUUGUGCUCAUGCUGACGACGUACAUAUUGACCUUAGCAACGGAAUAUGAAAGUGCAAAAACGUUUUUGUAUCAGCCGGUCAUUCCGUUCUAUAAUGUGUACGACGAAAUGGCAAGGGAGGGGGAACCUGACGAUAGGAAGCACAACUCGAGGAUGCAGUUAAGGGAUGCUAAAUGGGCAGGAGGCGCAAUGGAGCAAGUGGAACACUUGGGGGAUACUAGCGAGGAAGGCCAAGAGGGGGAAUCGGCCAACAGGGACUUGUUGCCAAAUGGAUCCAUCAUAUCAUCCACCUUGGAGAACCAUAUAUUUGACACGUUCAGCAAUGACAUGGAGGAUAGAAGUAGUUGUAACAGUAAGUACUCCAGUUUGUUUAGCCCGAAUUCGUCGUUAGACACAGAAAAUAAGCAUUUCGUAAUGUAUGCCAAGGGGGAAAGGAAGAAAAAGUCUUGGAUUCCCCUAGUGAGCAGCCAAAAACAGGGCCUACUGGAUGAUGUCAUGUCCCAUUCGGACGAUUCAGGAUCGCAAAUAUAUAUAAACAAGAACGAAUUGUCCGACUUUGUUCAAACCAGUUUGGAGAGCAUAAAUGAUGACAAUAUGGAUGUCACGACAAAUCAUAGGAAGUCCAUUGAAUCUCAUAAUAGCAAGAGUAGGUCCAUGCGCCUUUCUGAGUAUUAUUACAACUCGGACGAGUCUGAAGAGUUCUACAUAAGGAAAAAUUUGCAAGACUAUAACGAAACGAAUAGUGACUCGAACAAUUUCAAAACACAGCUGAAUGGUAUAAUGUAUAAAUUUUCCAAAAAGAAAAAGUACAUGAAAAAUGGGAAGAAGCUUAAGAUUCUGAGAAAGAAAAUAAUGAAAUAUAAGAAUGACUCCAAAAAACUGAAUUUUAUAUUUUCGCUUUUGGAGGAAAUAUUAAAAAUAAUGCUAGGUGUGGGGUUACGCGUCCUUUCGAGCAUUUCGUAUCACUACCUGUACGAAAAGAACGGGAUGCACAAAUUUAUACACAUAUUUGGGUCUAAGGUGAUCCGAAAUGACUUUAAUGAGAAAACGUCAUUUUUAGAGUUGUGUGAAAAUAUGAUUAAGCCGAAGAGUCUGACCCUCUUGCAAGCGUGUAAUUUUAUAAUAAGCGGAAUAAUACCCUGCCUGGGAUACGUCACCAACCUUUUUGUGGAUAAGAAAAGUAACAGAUAUUCCUACAUCAAGGAAUUGAAAAAUUAUUUGUCGUUAAAAAUGGCCCUGAACAUAUGGCCCAUGUUUUUAAAAAUAACAUUGCAGGGCCUGUUGACAUCUAGACACCUGUCCUACGAAAUGUCGGUGUACAAGGACACCUUGCACCCUAUUGCCGAGUGUUGCAUAAGCAUUACAAGUUUGGCCACUCACUUCUUAACCUUCUUUACUGUUAUGUCGGACAAUGUCAGCAAAUAUGAAAUAUACGUGAAUAUGAGGAAAAGCCUGAUAAGUGCGAACCCGUACCCCAUACCGCUCAUUCUAAUCAAUGCCGCAAAAUACAUUCGAAUUUCUUCAAAAAGGAACAAGUACUACGAGUUUGAGAAGGCCAUAAGGACUAUUCUGCUUCAGCUUACAGACUGCUCUGUGUGCGACUAUGAGAACUACCUGUUCAAUCACUACAUAAUUCCGGAGAGCAUUUCUAGCUUCUUAUCGGCUACUAAAAUGACUGGUGAGGAUGAGAUCAUCAAGGAAGGAUCUCCAAACAGUAUGUUAACAAAUAGAUCCAACAAUGAAAUUAACAUAUGUGAGCUUAAGUCUGUGGCCAAGUCUUACAUGAGGACGUACAAAUCGAUGUACGCUGAAGAGGAGGAGGUAAUACCUCCGAACAAUUUUGAAGGGGAAAAUCUUAGCAGGAAGGAGGAAACACAGAAGGCACCCACAGAAAACGAGUCCACCAAAAUGUUCAAUAAGACAAACAUAGAGUUUUUAAAGAGGCUGAUGAAUAAUGACAAGGAUGCUGUAAAGUACCUGGGUACAUUUUACAACGUGUUCCACAAAAAUUUCGAAAGAGCCCAAAUAGCCUUUGUUGCGGUGUUUUUGUACCUCAUCGGUUAUAACCACAGCCAAGCCGGACACAUGGACAAUGACCCACACAGUGAUGUGUGCAGUAGGGAAAUAAAGGAAAGUGCUACCCUCAUAAGUGAAGCGCUAGAAAUGAAGAAAAUAACCAUUGCGUGUAAUUUGGCCAGGCAGGGAGUAAUUGACCUGAUAUCAAAGAGCCAAAUACAGCAUCAGAAGGGGAGCAUCGAAUGUAAGGUCUCGUCCAAGUCCAAAUGGAGCGAAGAGAAAGCGAACGAUAAAAGUAUGGAGUUCCUGGAAUUAUACAACAGGGAGUUGGACCAUGUGGAUGGAGUGGACCAUGCGCAUGAUGCAGAAGUGGUGGGCGAUAGGAAGGGUGCGCUUUAUGAAAAGCAGCAAAGCAUUAACUCUACCCAUAGUGACGAACACAACGAAUUUCUAUGCAGCAAGCAUGUAGGGGAGCAUGGACAGCAACCCUCAUCAGAUGCAGAAGGGGUUGGGUACAUUUCAUGCAAUUUGAAGAAAGAAGAAUUAAACUACCUCAACGAUGUGUUACCGAAUGCUGAGAAGUGCAGCAACAAAAGUAGCGAACUGUCAGCAGUAGAUUUAAUAAAAAGGAAGAGGGAAAAGCAAAUCGAUAAGAUAUUAAAAAAGUGUGAAUGGAUUAUUAAUACCUACCCACAUGGCUUAUGCCCAAUAGUUAUCAAGGACAAUUUGUCACACGAAUGGGAUGAGCACUUUGUGUUCAUGCGACGAAAUUCGUAUGACAUCCCCAUUACUGCUAGGAAGAUAUACUCAGAUCGUAGUGACUUGCAUAUGGUGCAGGAAGCUGCCACCAUGCCGACCUUUGCCAGCUCGUUAAAAACAAAUGUUUCCUCCCUGAGCUAUUUUGAUCAUAUCCUUAGACACCCAAACAAUAUUGAUGAUAAACUAGAAUGUAUACAAUUUAGCACGGAAAAUAUUUUCGGAAAAGGGACGACCAAAAAUUUGUGUCUUCUGAAAAGAUUGUUAAAAACGUAUAAAAGGAAUGUUAGUUUGAAGGACUCCAAUAAUGGAGAUGCCAAAUCAGACAAGGACAACGGGGAUAAUACAAAGCAGAUAGAUAUGUACGUUUGUAACACCAAGGCGAGGAAUUCCUCCAACAGUUGCCCAAGUUGCGAUAGCGCCAACUUUUACAAUGAUGAGUCGAACUUUUAUAUGAAUUACAACUUCUGUGAAAAGCAUAAUGAUAAUUCGAACAACUCUAUUAUUAUGAAAUACUGCAAUCAUGAGAAGAAUAAUUUGAAGCAUGCUGUAGGGGGAGGCUUAUGGCAAGAUUCUCGGUUGACGAAGAAUUAUAUUUCCCACCACGUCAAUGAUGUCACAGCAGCAGAAGAUCUAAACUCAACCAUGGUAAAUUGCAAAUCUGAUUUUUAUUUUUUUUCCCUCAAAUCAUUUGAUGAAAAUGACUUCAUUAUCCGAAACGGAAACAACGGUAGCAAGUGGGACUGUAACGCUGGAUACGCCACCAAGUACACGAAUUCAAUGUUGGAUUAUGAAGACAAUCUAUCAGAACAUAACUUGUCCGGGGUACACAAUAAAUGUAAUGGUCUUUCGAAAUCGCAAAAAAUGUUCUCAAUCCAUAAGCAAGAUUUUAUGAGAGCGUACCAUGAUGAAAUGAAGAACAAGCAGGGGUCUGACAAAAAAAAAGCAUUCCCCUCCUGUGACAGUUUUAGAGGUAAGGUCACCCCCGUUAAUUCGAAAGAGGUGGACACAGAUGUAAUUGUAAAUGUUAACAGCAUCAUGGACCAGAGCGUCGACUCAAAGGACUUGUUGCAGUUAAAAGAAAUACUAAGCUUUUUAAUUAACGACACGGAUCUUGAUACCGUUUUGAACAUCAUCAGGAUAGAGCAGUUAACCACCCUGUGUCGUUACCUUAUCAGUAGGAGCCUAAAGUCAAUGCUGUGUGCAGGCAUUUUUGGAGGUAUAAAAAACCCCAUAGUUAACAUGAACAAGAAUAAUAAUGUAUGCCCAAAUAAGCGAUCCCAAAAGGGAUAUAACUCAAAUUCGGAUGAUAUUAAAAAGAAGAAGAAGAGUAAUUGCAAUGAGAAGAGCGUAGAUAGAAAUGGGUUCUAUGCUAGUACAAAUUAUGACAAUGUGGAUAAUAGUAACAGUGGAAGUGGGAAUAUCACUGUGGGUAGUAGAAACCAGCAAACUAUGUCAGAUGGAAAGCGUCGCUUAGUUGAGACAAACAUACCAAGCGGAAACAAAAAGGAGAAGGGGAUCUCCUUCCACAAAAAGAACAGACGCAUCGCUCUAUGUGAUAAUGGCAAAGUAGGGAUGCUACGAGACCAAAGGAAGUAUAAAAAUUUCGAAACAAGUAAGAAGUAUAGCAAAGACGACAAGAGGAAGAAGGGGAUAUUUGAGCAGUGGAGACAGAAAUCGUCUAAAAGUAUGCAGUGGCCUGUCAUACUGGACUUGCUAGUACCGUCCUCCAGCAGAGGUACAUACAACGAAGAUAACAAAGUAACUUCCAACAUAGAGCCGUCUCUCUUCUCGGUUCAAAAUUAUGGCUGGAUGCUGCUGAAAUUGUUGCAUAUUAUUACUAUAAAGUUUAGGAAUGUCUCUCCGUUGAAAAACGUGAUCACGCAGAUGAAUGAAGGAGGCAGGAACGAUGGGAGUAGUAUUGCCUGUGACGUUCUAAAUGUAAAGAACCAAUUUUCCAACCACUACUGGUUCACGGAACCAAUGGAGCACGCCUUGUCCUUUACCCUGACGGAUAUCACGAAGAGCACAUGUAUAUGGUACCUAAGGUACAAUCGCAAAAUGCUGACCAACUCGUCUAGAUUUUCACAAAUUAUAAAAAAUUCCAUGAACACGCUGUGGAUUGAAAGUGUCUUGCGUCUGAUAGCUUUGCAAAUAUGCUUACGAGUCAAGCCCCUAAAUGACAGCAGGUAUGUAGUCCCCUUCCUGUACCACAUGUUGACCAUCUGCCAGCCUCUACUCAGAGAAGUGCACAUAAACAGUGAUAAUUUGAAAAAAAAAAACAUAGGAGGCAACAGAAGGGCCAUUUUUAUGGAUGGUAAUAAUUCUCUAUUCGAAGUGAUGUGUUCUCAUUGCCACAAAUGCAUAACAGGAACUUCUAAAAAUGUGAACUCUAAGAUUUUUCCCAUUGGAAAGAAUUUAAAAAAUAUUAGGAAAAUAAACUCCAGCGAAAUGACCUACGCCAAGAAAGUUUGCAACACCAGUGAGGAAAACAAAAAUGUACAGGACGUAAAGGGAUAUAUACAUUCAGAACGUGUACAGAAGAAGCAGAUGAAAAUCACACAAAAGGUGUUGCGUGUGAGGAACUACAAUUCGUCAGAACAUGAACACGAACAUGAAGUGAUAUUGGACAAUGUAAUCACAGGUAUUGUUGUGUACCACGCAACGGUUAAGGAUGGUGUGCCUGUAAACAAAACAAUGAUUUUGCAAAAUUUGAGUGGUUUUAAAAUAAAGAAGGAGUACACGCACGAAAAUCAGUAUUGGGCGUUGUGCACACAGCAGUAUAGCAAUUCGCCCCAUUACACAUUGCCACUAAGAAAUGUGAAUAAGUCGGUCAAACAUACGAACAGAAAUAUUUUCCAAAACGUAGAUGAUGAAUCGAACUCAUGUUACUGGUCUAUCAGUGGGGACCCCGUUUAUAACAUUUACGGUAAUGCCAAAACUAUAUCAGAUGUGCAGUUAGAAAUAUGUGUCAAUAAGAAUUAUGAUGCGUCUGUGAGGUCCUUCCUCAAAAAGAACAAUUUCGAAUUGGAACUUUCUAUCAACAACGAUGUGAAUGACGUGAUAAAUAUUUGGACCAAGAAGAAGGCAAUUAUUAUAAACAAGGAGCUAAUAGAAUGCACAGAUCCGUGUGCCACCAAUGUUACGGGAAGUUCAUCACGAAAGGAAAAAGCAGUAGAUAACGAAAACGAGUUGGUAAAAAAUGAACUCCAAAAGGACUCUAACGAGGAGAAUCAGUUAAUCAACUCAGUGAAGAGAAGAAGCCGAUUUGAAAAUUACAUAAAUCGGAAUUAUGAGUAUGCAUCAGAACACGUUUGCCAGUGCAGGAAAUUCUCCACCGAUUAUGACCCUCCUAAUGAUAACAAUAAUGACUGUUCGUACAAAAGUGUCCAAUCUGAAAAUUGUAAAACGGGUAUAAAUACAGGCAGCUAUGAUCAGAACGAUAAUUUGAAUUAUAGGAAGCUAAAAUUGAUAAGCUGGAAUUUGAUAAAAACGAUCUUGUGGGGUAUUUUAGUGUCUGGUGAAAAUGCCCACGGGGAAAAUUCAGAUCAAGUCGUCUCAGAGAGUAGAACAAAAUGUGUAAAGAAUAAUGCAAGUAGUAACAUUCCAGAGGACAUAACUGAGGAGUACACUUAUGGGAAUAAUUACACCGAUUAUAAAUCUCAGUUUUACUCGCUGCAAAGGAAGAGCCUCAUAGAAUCCGUUCUAAAAAUGAUCAUGUCUGUUUUGAUAAAAUUGUGCAACAUUGUGAAGCUGUACAAUGACUUGACAAAAAAUCAGCAGGGUUGUUCCUUCUACAUCAGAAUAAGUAACACAAAAAUAUGUAAGCAGCAAGUGAAGGAUUGUGAAAAAAUGAUUACUGAUUUUAUGUACACCUUGAUAAAUUGUGUUCAGAAUUCUCCAACGGGAGCGGUGACUCUCCUAAGGUGCUUUCUCUUUGGCCAGGAUAAUCCCACAUACCGUUUUAAGAAACUGAAUAAGCUCAACAUAAAUUGCAAUUUUUACAGAUUGAUCACGGAAUGUAUUAAAAAAGCUCCUAACGAUGCAGAUGACAUCACUGUCUUUUUCAACAACUACUUUGAUAAAAAGAUUGUAAAAAUGUAUGGAAUAGAUCAGGAAAAUAAUUCCAUGAAUCAGCAGGUUAGAAAGAUCAAAACGACGACCGUUGCCCGAGUGAAAGGAAGCUCUACCAAUGCGACCUACAACAGCGUGGCUACAUCACCAAAAGAGAAUCUCAACCAUGGAAGCUCCAUAAGGCAUAAAGGGACGAAUAUGAAAAUGUCUAAUUUUUUCUUUAAAAAUUAUGACACGAAUGUGAUGAGAAAUUAUAAGCAGAGUAAGAUACACGGGUUCUUUCUUCUGAGAUGUUUGCCCCCCAUUAAGAUGUUCCCCAAGCAGUUGAUCCUACAGGAAACGAAAAAGUUGUUCCAUAGCGAGGUGAGUUUUUCCAACGACAGUAGUACCGAAUCGACACCUAAGGAAUAUGAAGAUAGAAAAGGAGUCAAUAGUGCAAAUGAAGCAUGCCAAAAUGAUGAGUUACCCAUAAAUACAAAUUCAAAGGAGAACAUUUCUGUCAAUUAUCAGAUGGAUAUAAAUACGGCCAAUAAUGAAGGAAACUCCCAAUGUAACAGCAUCAAUGAUAUAUUAGGAUUGAUACCGAGGGUAUCGUACCGUAAUCACCCCUUUGAUGAAUUACCCCAAUCUGAGUUUUUCAUGUCGAGUAGACCGUCAGACGAUUUUGAAGCGAAUAUGGAAGGAAGAGUUCUGAGAGUGUUGCGUGGGUUAAAUUUAGGAGGUGUCGUUUUAUGCCUAGCACCAUUGACAUUCCCUGCUUUGAAUAUUGGUCCGCACGAAGUAAACGAUAUAAUCAAUUUUCGUAUUCAGACGAGAGGCCGCUUCGGAGUGACCGUUGCCCCAGCAGAAUGUGUUUUGUCGAACGUGUCCGAAGUAUUUGACAGAAAUGACGUAGUUGGAUUUCGCACAAGUAUGUGUCCUCCGUUUAGACACGACGUUUUUGCUGCCAAUGUGCAAUAUGAGCUAGGCGAUUUAUUGAGCGUAAAAUUUAAUGUAGAAGAUCAGCAGAAUCAAAAAUGCUUAAGAACAGAACUAAUGGUCUCAGGGGUUAGCAUCGGAUCCGUCCUUGAAGUGCUAUUCGAAGCAGAUUCACAAAUGGAAUUUGAAAGGAGAAUGAACUUAAUAUUUAUUUUUCAAGAUCCCAUGACCAUUGUUUAUGAGGGACCAACCUUUACCAUGGAGUACGUAGACCCCAACACUAACAAGUCCAGAAAUGCUAGAAAUGAAAAGGAAAAUUUGGAUGAGGAGUAUCUGAACGAAUUUUAUGCCAUUGGUGGCCAUAACAAGAAAAACAUAAAAAAGCAGUUAAAAAAGAUAAAACUAAAAAAGAAAGAGUUUUACGAAUCCGUGAAACUGUAUCAGUCCAUUCUUGAUUCAGAAAAUGAAAUAUUGAAGGAUUUGAAGCAUGAAGUUAUAAUAAGAAUGAAUACAACGUUGACUAGUGUAGCAGAAUAUUUGAGAAAAAAUUCAUCAGAUUAUUUAUUUAUGGACCAGGUGCAAGGGGAAAACAUUUCACGCGUUAGAAAUUUGGGAAACAUUCCCCAUUUGAACAAAGCGAAAAACCCUAAGUGGACACUUCUAAACACUCAAUCGUGUGAGGUAGUGAGAAGUAAGGGUCCUGGUAGCCUUGGUAAGGAUAGACCACUCCUGGAUAAGAGCACAAAAAAAUAUGUGCAUAAAAAAACGCAGAAUUCUGUAUGCAGCAGCACGGGAGGAGAAAAAUAUGUAGCGAGGGAAUGUAAUGGUGCAAAGAAUGAUAUGAAGGAGGAAUUCACCUUGUCCGAUCAAAACACUUUUAACAUAAUUAAUUUUAGCGAAAAACCAAAUGGCGCAGACAAUAUAAAUAACGAUGUGAAGUCUAAUGAAUUACGCAACCGUGCCACUGAGAUUGACAAAUUAGUGAAGCAGAAGAGUGACCAGACGUAUGUCGCGAAUCAAAAUUCGUCCUUCUACGUAAAUGUGUACAACAAAAAGGGAAAAGCAGUGUUAGAUAUAAACAAGUGCAUCAGAGAAGUUUUGUCCAUCAUAUGCGUCUUAGGAUUAAAUGUAAGCCCAGAAGAGAAAAAAAAAUUUGAGGAUAAGAAUCAGGAUGGGAAAAAUUCCUCCAUUGAUGAACUUCCCUGGUUGUCAAGCUUAUCCGAGUUGAAAAAUUCAGUAGCUUACAGUUUGGACAGAAAAUGCAUCGAGCUGUUUUUCUGCAAUUUGGUAGACAUCAUCUGCAGUGAUGUUUUCCUCCAAGCCAUAUUUAAUUUUGUUACGAAGAAAUUGCACAAAAAAGGGGGGGUGACCGUGAGCAAGGUGAAGCACAGCACAAAUGGGGGAAAGAACAACAAAAAGGUUAAGAAGAGGUUUAAAAAUUUAAGCGAGUUUGAGUCUAAAAAGGUUAUUGAAACAGCGGAUGAUUCAUACAACCAGAAUAUGGUGAACAAUGAGAACAGCAACAACAGCACAAAUACGUUAAAUGAGAUCAAUAUAAACAAUUGUGGUUGUGUGGACAAUAGUGUAACCUCAGGAAAUGGUAACAGCAAUAAUGAUAACUCUUUAAUGAAUUCAAUUUUUAUUGAAGAAAAUGGAUCGUUAGAAGAACAUGAAGAAAAUCAGUUAGUUAAUGACAACCAGGAAAUCUUUAUCAGCAAGGACAAGCUGUUAGACAGAAAUUUGAACAAGAAGGGUUCUGAUUUUAAAAAUAUUUCCUUUGCAGAUAAGGUUAGAAAAAAUGGCUUUUUCGAAUAUAGUCUGUGUUUGAUUGGAACAAAAGCAAUUAUGUGUUGCUGCAUUUUGUUGCGAACUCUUCUGGAGAUGAAUUCCGAUGGGUUCUAUCAACCCAAUGAGAAUGUGUACGGGUCUUUUAAGAAGCUUUUAAGCUUUAUUAAGGUAUUCUUCUUCGUGGAUAUUGGCAUCAGUGAUGCGCUGAUACUGCAUUUUGCGAGGACGAACUCUGUGAAGGUAGAUUACCUAUUUGGAUACGGCAAGGGGGAAGAUUCUCAAAAGGGAGGUAACCAAAAUGAUGAAGCAGAGAACAUCACUUGUAAACCUGCCGGUGCCAUCGCCUCCUCCUUCGUCGGCACCUUCAUGAACAAGGCAGAGAGUGAAAACUGUGGAUUAUGUUCCGACGACGCGAAAGACGCUUAUUUUUUGACCCCCCAUGCCCCCGAAGGAAGGAGCAGUGUUGACAAUGAAGUUAACACAAACGAACAAGUGAACUUGUUAGAAAUUCUAUCCAUUUGCGGAAUUCCAUCGGACUUUUUCCAAUAUUUUAAUAUAAAAACUCCAGCAAUUAAAAACCAGCAGGUGAUAACACAGAAUGAUACCUUCGAUUUGUGGAUCUACAUCAUGAAUCUCUUAGCUUGUUUCAAUAGCCAAAGUAGAUAUUCCUUAUGUUUUCCCCAGAAUGUUGGUGAGCUAAAUAAUGGUGGUGUGAAGAAUGCGCUUUUCGAUUUUGAGUAUUCCACUUCGAGUUUCUCCAACAAGAUAGUACGAAAGACGGCGAAGUUUUUUGCAGCGUGGGUGUUAAAAAAGUAUCUAAUAGAUUUAAGCUGCGUUAUGGCAUCCUUAUUGCCAAAAUUGUUUAUGGAUGAGCUGAAGGAAAGCUUGGUAAGAAUAAAUGAAGGCGCGAAGGUGGGGGAACACUUAUCCGGCAUCAACAACGCCUGCGUGGAUCUCACUACAGGAGGUCCCAUUCCGUGCAAUAAUAAUACCAUUGUCAAAGAGACAAAUGUGAAGAAAAGGAGGAGUAAGAAAAAUGAAAUAGUUGCUAAAGAAUAUGGGGCAGACAAAACCAACAUCAUGUUCAACAACGCAUCAAAUGGCAGAGUGUACGAUGCGUUUGGCGAUAAAAUGGAGGGGGAAGAUAGCAAGCAUGGCUUUGGUUACGACCCUGCUGAUGGAAAGAAGAAUGGCACUCUGUCGACGGAUGACGAUGGCUACUAUACGCAGGAUGAUAGGGACGAAAAUUUGAACAUAAGUACGCUACACAACAACGUUGAGAGGGGAAGCAGUAAAGGAAGCGAAAGAAGAAACAAAAUAAAUAACAUAUCUGUGCUGAUGAGUGGCGCAUUGAAGAAUAAGGAGGAGAUGCUAAACAUAUUUAGCGUCAUGUACCUCUUCCGCAUAUGCAUUUAUUACCUAAGUAGAAGCAAAGAUUUUAGGAAAGAGGAUUAUUGGCAAGAAUACCAAGGGCAGAUUAGAAAUUCGAAGAUGAAACAAAAUGUAUAUAAAUUGCUUAACGAGAAGAGUUGCAAAUGUUCCCUCCUGUUCGGAUGGCAAAGGAUAUUCUACCAGUGUGUAAUUACUUGGGAUGAUAAACAGUUAGUAGAUCAGCUGCUCCUUAUAAUUCAGUCCGAAUUGAUAUACCAUUUAGUGGGUUCUAUUGCUCAGAGUGUAUCUCAAAAGAGAGUGAAGGUGGACAUGUUCUAUGCCCUUUCUCCUUCAGUUCACGUUGCGCACUGGAUGUUGGAUACAUUUGUUAGACAUCCUCUAUGUCCAUCGAGAGUAAGAUCUUGUUGUGUUACUCCCUUGGCAGUUUCCUCCCUCUUCGGAUUAAUUAUGAACGGAAAUAGACUACCUACCUUUAUUGGUAUAGAUGCGUGCAGACUGGUGUACUGGUCUUGUGUAGUGUAUAUAUUACAAAAUAGUCGGAGCCAUAAAAGGUAUAAGAAAUUGCAGGACAUGGAUAUGAUAACGCAUUUUAGCGUUGAAAUUGAGACAAUGGUCGAUGAUUACGAUUUGAAAGGUAACACUUAUAAGAAUACUUGGGAAAGGAAACACGAAAGAUACAACACUGUUGAGGAGAAGUACCAACGUGUGAAGUGCAACUACCACGCAUUCUUGUCUUACAUUUUCAACUGUGUGCACAUUUGUGGGUCCUCCCUUUUUAACCAAAUUUUGAACUUGGAUAAGGGCAUCAAUUACAAAAGUGGAAAUUGUAAUAAGAACAAGCCCAUCGACAUCAGCAACAACAAUGUUAGAAAUAAUAACGAGCACGUAAACAAUAUUAUAGACAACCUAAAUAACAACAUCAGUGAUAUCCUCACCUGCAUACAGAACUCCGCGAACAACAGGAUGGUAAAUAAUAACUUUAACGGAAUCAGCAGUGUUAGUAAUGAAACGAUCUACAAUUUGAAUAUAACAAAUAGAGCCAGUCCGAACAUGUCGUCCAACAAUGUGAAUAAUAACAGCCUGCAGGAGAAUACCGAAACGGUUAAUUCAUGUAAUAAUGGAAACGCAUCUACAGGUCCCAACACACUAUAUAUAAACAGUACUGUUGCUAGUACCAAGAAUGAGAAGAAGACAACUCACAAUUUUGCCACUUUUGAUAUCUUCGACAAUAAGGAGAAAAGCACAUACAGCCCUCUUAAGAUUAACGCAGCUUUGCUUAUACACUACUUCGCUUGUGCUGCGUACUACAUUAAGAAGGUCGAUAUGUGUAAUAACAUGAAUUACCUCGAUGAGCAUGUGCAUACCAAUUUUAAGCAGUACUGUCUGUACCUAUACGUGGUGGAUCACGUGUCAAAAAUGUAUGCUAAGAGCGUGAGACGAAGCGGCAGACAAAGAGGACUUCCCAAAAUGGAUGAAUUGAACCUUGGAGUACCGUCUUCCCCUGCGGAUGGCUUGAAAAAAAAACCAAAUGAAAGUUCGCAAGAUUUGUGCGAUUUUGAGCUGAAAAAAGGGGCCAAAAGUUGUUCCUUCCAUAGUAAGGAGGAGGAGGAACCGAAAAAAAAGGCUAGUACAAUAAAAGGGGACAAGAACAAGCACCUAUUCUUUGCUGAGAAUAACAAAAUUAUGAAUACAAUGCAGAGAAAAGACAUUCUGGAUGAUUCCUACGAGGGCAACUACCCCGAAAUGUUCGUCGACAAUGUGCUGCAGUUAAGCAAGAAAGUGUGUGCAAAUGUCAUAAUUGAUAUUAAUGAAAAAAUACACCACAUAUGUUCACCCAAUGCAGAUGUGGUUAAGCUGAAAAUAAAGGACAUGUUCCCUAUACCUAAGGAAAAAACAGAGCGCUUUGCGCCAGGGGGGAAAUACCCGCACAACUACCACCAUUCGCACAAAGAGGCCAUUACUGGAAACGACAAUCACAAUGUAGAUCGAAUCAUGCAUUUACUGCAAAGGGAAAAGGAAGAACUUAGGUAUGUCACCAGAAAAGCGAUUGAAUACCCUUCUAUAGUGUUCAGCGCAGACAAUGAUUUUCACUACGUGCUACAAGAAAUUAAGCAUAACAAGGUUCAAGAAUUUUUGUUGCUCGAAUCUAAAUCGUUAAAUGCGGAUUUAGACCUGGAAAAGGUUGAAAAGGUUAAUUUGGGUUCCCAUAUAGAACUAGUUGAUUUGUGUAACUUGCAACAGGCUUUCAUUUUAAUGGGAGAUUCCGAAAUAUACUCAGGUGCACAUAAUUCAUCCUUUAGCAUUUCUCUUGGUGUAUCGAAUAAACAGAAAGGUGCCGUGCAACGACUUAGCGAUUUGGUACACAUAGAAGUGGGGCUGCUAAAUGUGAGUGUCAAUUACGAUUCAGGAAAAAAAGACACGUCGCAGUCGCACAGCCUAUAUGAACCGAACGUGGACGAAUUCAAAAGGUACAGAAAUUGCAAGAUGUCAGUUAAUAGAGAUUUUCACAAAAAUAGCAACAGUCCUAAUUCUCACAUACUUACGGAGAAUAUGCUCAUUAGCUAUAGCAAUUACGCACAACACGAUGAGGACGAAGAAAAAAUAUUAAAGUAUGCGUCCUUCCUACCAAAGAGUGUGGAGAAAAAGGUGUAUGCGAAAAGGGCAAAUCCAAAUGAGUGCAGUGGUGCCCAUAAAGCAGAUUCGCGCCACGCAAAGACGACUAAACAGAUUAGGAAGAAUCAUUUGAGCUAUUCCGCAGUGAACAAAAGAGUAACUGGCAGUAAGAGGUUUUCCAUAAACAACUCUGAAAAGGCAGAUGGAAAUGCCAAUUAUGACAAGUAUAUGACGUCCGAUACGUGCAACGACGUGUCGUACUCGAAGACGCUAUCCGAGAUGAGCGCCAUAAAUUCAAAUGAUGAAUAUAAUAGAGUGAACAGUUCUGUCACGCUGAAUAUAGCGGACGGGACGGUGAAGAGCAUGGGGUUAUUUUUCGACGGCGGUGUUGAAAAUGUCAAGCCAUUAAUGAUAAAUAAAGUAUCCUCCGCGGAUAAAGUUGUUCUAAAAGUGAAGGUCAUUGGGAAGCAAAUUCUGUGGUUCUCGAAUGACACGCUAGUUUUUCGAAAAGAGUUCAGUAUGCAAAUGACCAAUUUUGUACCACUCAUCAAGGUAACACCCAUGGUGUCACAUAACACAUUAGACGGAUUUCAGGAUAGUAAUUUUGGCAGCUCCUCAAUUCACAUGAAAUUUAUUGACACGAAUGAAAAGAUAUUCGCAUCGCCUCUGACCAACUUUUAUUUUAAAUUCGAAAAUGUACAUAAAAUGAAAUAUGGGAAUAACUGCACGACGAAUAUGAAUAAGAAUUGGAACGGAAGCCUAUGGAAGCGCACGUGUUUCGUCCUCACAGAUGCCGCCUGGGCAAGUAAAUCCUCAACCAAAGUAGUGAAGAAGAGUAAAAUGCCUCUAAUAAUAGCGCAACCGGAUAAUGAAAUACUAAUACAAUAUUAUAAUUCCAGGUCUAAUCACUUAUACCCCGGUGACCCCUUUUCCAACACGUUAUUCUUAACUCCCAAUGUGCAAAUAAAAAGCGAGCCGGUAAACUUUGCCAAUGUUAUGCAGUGCAAAAUUGUGCAGGGGGAUAACUGGAAUUUUCUAACCCUAGAAAAUGUCAAAACUGUACGAAGCGUACCAGUCAUAAAUUACUACGGCGUUACCAACUCAUAUAAACAAUCAGAAAUGCACAAAAUUGACUUAGAUGCAUUGAACAAUUGCGAGCAGAAAAAUGCCAAGGAUAUGCCGAGCAUCCAAAAUAUAACCAAUAUACACAAAACGUACGCGAAGAUUCUAGAAACAAGCACAAAGAAAGACAUGGACAAGGAAAGCUCUAACAUGAUUAUGAAGGGGGAGCUCAACGUACACAACCAUUUAAAUAGGCUGUGCAAAAAUGAAGAUAUAGCAAUGAAUGCCAAGAACAAUUUCGACAUUACACAUAACUAUUCCAAGACAAAUAAGAGCAGGAGCAAUGAAAGGAAGAAGAAAAUUUUAAAUGCGAACUACUACGAUUUAAGUGAUGUGAAUAGAACCCAUUACACUUCGUACUACAACGAAUUGAUCCCAGAACAUAGUGGCCGCAAUUUUAUGCACAGCAACUAUAUCCAUGAUUAUUUCACCACUAGCAAUGACGCUAAUGUGCACAUAAAAUAUAGGCUUCAUAAUUUCCACAAAAUAAAAAAAGACUACUCGUAUAAUGUAAAGUACAGCUCCAUACAAGAAAUUAACGACACUGCUACGCAAGGGAAGGCCAAGUACAUUUUGGAUGAAAAAAAACAGAGUGUAAACGACUCACAUAGGAGGAAGAAAUAUAUCAAUAGUAACAAAAUAUUUUGCAAGGAAGAUCAUACAAAUGAUAACAGCUAUUCAUUCAUAAGUAAUACGCAGGACCCAUGUGGCACCCUGAUUGAGGACAAAGCGGUCAGCAAUAUGUACUCUCCCAAGCAGGACAAGAAUAACGAUCUGAACGAUGUAGAGGAUUACUACAAUUAUAGGGAGCACGGGGAUGAAUCGAGCAACUGUUCUAUGUAUUACAUGGGAUGCAAGGAGUUCAAAUUGUGUGUCGAUUCGUACGAAGCGCUGUUCCCUGCGAAGCAUUUUAUUUUCAACUGCACGGUCAACUUUGAAGAAUGUGAUAACAGGCACAGUGCUAAUGAGUUGAAAAAUUCGGUGGGAAUUUUAUGGGGAGGUUACCGUUGGUUAUGGACAAGCAAUGGAAAAUUUAUAUGCCCACUGAAACUACCCCUCUGUGUGUCUGAAUUUCCAUCAGAAAAAAUUGAAGAGUGUGAAAUGGAAGUUGCCACAUUUAAAUCGAACGAUAAUUUAUGUGUAGAAUUUGAACCGCACCUCCAAAGCCUCUUGUUUUACAAAAAUGGAAAAUAUGAAUUUGGAUUUAAAUUUGACACCUUUUAUAAUUAUAGAAACGUUGGCGGUAGUAACUGGUCAUAUGAAAAGAUUAAGGAAGCAACAAGGGAAGCUGGUCGAAAUGAGUCCAAGUAUUCUUACUCGAGCAGCAUCAGCAACGGUAAUGUGAACGAUUUUGGUGCUACCAAAGAUGAAGACGUCAACAAGUAUCGAAGUAGUACUAAUGAGAAAGGCUCCUUACCGAAGGAUACACAUAAAAUUCAGAAGAAGCAAGACAUGAGGAAUUUUGAUAAAGAAGUGGACACGACGCAGGGGUACAUGAACAGUCAUUUCAGCCCUAGUCAUAACACCAGGGCGAGUAACCUGUGCGCACACUCCAUCUCUAACGAGCAUAAGUGCAGCAAAAGGGUUAGUGGCACAAAUAAUAUGAAGAGUAAGGAAAAAAGAAUGAAUAAGGACACAAACAGCAAUAAUGGAAACCACCAAGAGGAUGUUACGGAAGAUAGCGAGAAUAAAACACUGAUGAGGAUAAAAAACCACGUCAAUAUGAUCAAAUUAUACAACUCUCUAUUGCUAAAUGAUUGUGAUAAUGUUUCUUCCAUUUUAAUGUAUAACCCAGAGUUGUUAGCAAAAUCAGAUGAAACCAAGCAGGAGGUAUCUUUUGAGCAUUAUGAAAUAAAUCAAGAAGAUUUUCCAUGCGAACUUGUAUCGUCUAUGAAGAAUAUUAUUUACGAGAAAGAUUUAACCCCGCUCAUGUUGGCUUGCAGAAUUGGAUGUGAAGAAUGUGUACAGAAAAUAAUAGACAUAGGAAAAGUGAACCCUAAUAAAGCCUGUCAUAAAGUGGAAAAAGAAACCCCCCUGAUGGUUGCUGCACAGUAUGGAUACAGUCGACUAGUGAGCAUGUUAGUCUGUGUAUAUGGUGUGCAGAUAAAUAAGAAGGAUGCCAAAGGGAACACAGCGUUGCAUAGAGUGUUACUUAACCCGUGCCCAGAUGAGAGAAAGAAAGACCAUACCUACAAGAUGGUGCAGCUGCUACUCAAAUUAGGGGCCGAUACCAGUUUGUUGAACAAAAAAGGGUUAUCUGUGGAAGACUUGGUACAAAAAAAUUUAAUUAAAAAUAAAAAAGUAGAAGCUAUUUUAAAAAUGUGGAUAAAGUUAUCGCUUAAGAGUAAGACAAAGGACAAGAGGAAUUAUAUCAACAAGGACCUCAUCCCCGGUUUGCUUUCCAACUGUUCCGUAGUCGUGGGCUUCCCCAUAUGUUUAAAUAACUCCAGUAAUAGCUACUCCUCCGUGAAGAUAAACUCCUUCGUCAUUGGGGGAGAAGAGUUAGUUACUGCUAUGAGUUACAAAAAACAGGCCGGCAGCUGCGACGAUGAGGUGGACUAUGGCCAUUAUAAACAGAACAAUAAUGAAUGGACAGGCAGAAGGACAGACGAAGAAUAUUACAGCUGCGAUAACUCCUCCAAACAUAUGUCCAUAUCGAACUUUUGUACUGUAGAUGGUAAAGUGGAUGAGAAGGGCGAAAAGGAGGAGAAGAAGAAAGACCUGUCAAAGGCAAAUCACUGUUUAAAAGACGCAUCCGCCAUGGAGCAAGUGAACAACACGAGUGAUAAUUCAUUGGAAAACAUAAACUACGGCACACAGCUGAACAACUGUUCAAGAAGGAAACCAAUUGGUAGAUUCAAAAACACGGAUAACGCACACUUUAUGGGACCAACGAACAGCUCGGACCCUAUAGACAAGAAGAGGAAGAAGCCAAUCAGUUAUAAGGUCGACAUGAAUUCGAUAUAUGAGCGGUUUGAAAGCAAGGGAAGCAGCGACAGCGUACACACGAACCAUUUCCCCUCCAUGGGCGAAGGCACGGUCAGUUCGCAAAAGGAGAACCUGAGCGAUAUAGUCAUGUGCGAAAAUGAUGCCAAAAAUUAUGAGGAUAAUGAAAACUGUGGUGAUAACAAGUGUGAUGGUAGCCAAAACGAUGGUGAAAGCAUCGUCACGAUAAGUAGAAACAAAUUAAAGCGAAAAACGGUGUGCGACAAGCAGAGCGCGAAUGGCCAGUUCACAUCCGUGGAGGAAGAAAACAGCGAAGACGAGCUAGAGCGUUAUAGCCAAGGUGAUCCGUACAGAUCGUCAAGGCCGGGAAAACUGUGCAAAGAGCAGAAUGACAUCCUGAACCAUUUGAUUAUUCAUUCUCCAGGUGAUGGUAAGUAUGACGAUACCGACGUGGAGUUCAUGUUGGACGAAGAAGAGAAGCUAAUGAAAAAUCGCAUCACACAGCAGGAGGCGAGAAGUAAGGAAGACCUUCUCCACGAAGAUUUUAACUGCAAAGGAAAGAAUAUCAAAAAAAAAUGUUUCGUAUUUUCCAGUACGAGGAAAAAUAUGUUCAACUAUCAAGAUCUGCAAGGAAGUCUAAUCGAAUUUAUUAACAAGUCAGGUGUUUUCUCGGAUAUAUUUAAAAAUAAUGGAUACUUGGAUGCUACGAGUAUCCCUAAAUUUGAUGAACUCAAAAAUACACUAAUGCAAAUUAAGAGUGAGGAGGAUAUAUUUAGAGGGUUUCACAAUUUUCUGGAAUUAUUUGACUAUUUCUACAUGGACGACAGAUUAAAGUGUUUUAUGAAUAUCGACUUGAAGAAAAAUUUAAAAAGCUGCCACACUCUCCUGGACUUAGGAUAUAUUCUUCUCAAAGUAGACAGCUUCGCUAGCAUUUUUAACAGCUUCAAGUUGAAGUGGAACAUGAGUACGCAUGAUGAAUGGAAGAAGAAGCUACUAAAGGGACUUGGCAUUUUUAACGAAUUUUAUGAUAUAAAAUGGGUGACAGAUUCGUAUACAAUUUAUAGGUACGAAGAAGACAUGAUAGAAUCAGCUUCCCUCGUAGAUAAGGUGCUACAGAAUGGAAACAACUUGCUGUUCUAUAGUAGCCUCAUGAAUAUCAUCGAUGAGAAAAAGUCUUUCUUAAGAAAUGGAAUGUAUGAUGCGCAUUUGUUUAGUGACAUUUUUAAAAAUAUUGAUUUGGAAAAUUUAAACAGAGAUGCUUUACUGUAUGACUUUUGUACGAACAAAAAUAUGCUGAAGGAGUACCUGUUCCAUGAGAAUAACAGGAGGCUAAUGUGCAACAAUGACUCUAGCGAUGUGGCAGAAAAGUAUAAGAAUUAUAUAAACGAGUGUUUUGUCAAUGGAGGUAACAUGAAAGGGUACGAGGAUCACUACUCGGCGUACGAUACUGUGGAGGAACCCAAUGUGUCGAAGGAAAGGAAGUCCAGAAAGUACCACACUUAUGAUAGAUCCUCCUACAGGGUCAGCUCCAAGCAGUACAUCCCGCUGUUCAAAAUUUCUAACGACAUUUAUAACAGCGUGAAUGAUUCCUGCAAGGCGGGUAAUCCUUCGGAGUUCACUCCGAGUGGGGCUGCGAACGCUGCGGCAAGCACAACUACUAACGCUAUCGCUGUCAACACCACCGGUAGAGCCCAACACAAUGAGAGCGCCGGGAGGGAACAAAUAACCCCAGAGGAUCCGCCGUGUAGCAGCGCGUCCAACUAUUUCCACAGUGGCAGUAACAACAAAAAUGAAUUCAUGCACAGCGGAGAAGACAUGAGCGCGCAUCAUAGCUUGACAAAACAAAGCUCAAUGAGUUCUAUCAAAUUAGACAUAGACGGAGAUAAUAAUCAUCACGUAAGUAACAAUAAUGCAACGUGUAAUAGGAAGAAAAGCCAUUUCCUGUGUGGGAAGCAACUCAGAAAUGCCCUCUUCAUGUUACAGGGCAAUUGCGAAGAGGAUAGUAAUAAUGGAAAUGCUUUGAAGCAGCAUCUUCCAUAUGAAGCUUUCAAUAUGUACGGUCAUAAGAAUGGGAACAAUACGAAUGAUUUCAUCACCGAGGAGGACCCAGAAAAUUCCAUCCACUGCCAGUUUAGUAACAACAAAAAUGACAUGGGAAAAAAUUAUAUUGAUGAAAAUAAUCACUUUAACAAAAUAAACAACAAAUAUGAUAAGAAUAGAAAACGUUCUAUGCUGAAUAGCGUUUCGAGGAAACAUAACUGGAACAGCCCUCCCACUGCGUCUGAUCAUUAUUAUAAGAAGCAUUAUUUGCAUGGAAGUUUCCUCCCUGAUGGAUAUAAUGAUGAAAAGGACAAUGUGGAUGAUGCAUAUGACCUGAUGUGUGAGUUGCAAUUUAUUUCCAAGCCAUGCGACAAUGAUAUCAUAAGAGAAAAAUGCAACAAAAUUUGGCCACACACACUUGACACCUAUGUCCUACAUAUAUACGACUUGAUAAGUAGUUACAUGGACUCUUCAGAAAAAAUAAGUUUAUUUGUAUACCACGCAUUUGAUAUGGAAAAAAUAAAAAAAAAGCUCCCAAGUAAAAAUUCUCAAUUGUGGAAAAGAAUAAACAUGUCCUUGGAUGACUUCAUUGAGGAAAUAAAAAAGGUUCAUAAUUUCACCAUGAGAAUUGUAUACCAAAGUAAUUACAAAAUAUAUGGAAUGUUUCCUCCAAACUUUAAAAAAUAUUUUGUGCUUUCUGAUGAAUGUCUAAGAUAUAUAGCAAAAAAUAAAAUGGUUAUGACUGUAGAUUAUUACAAAAGCAACGUGUACGAAAAGAAUAAGCACCUGUUCUUGAAAAUUAUUCAGGACCGUAUCACUUUGUUAAAUAAGUUUAAUACAUACUUUGAGAAUUGCCUUCCUAUUACGGCUGUAUUAUUUAACAAACCAGUUAUUCAUCUAGAGGAGCAUGGAUUGCGAACGUUGGAAUGUCCUCUAUGUUUCUUCGCGGACGGGGAUAAGUUUCUACCGUGGAGCACCAUGAUGGUCAAAAAUGGAAGUACGCACAGGGGAAGCGGUUGCUUAAUGUCCCAUGUGAGAAUUGACACGGACAGCAGUGGGGGCAGGAAUGCCUCUGAGGCGAUUGAUCGUGUCGGAAGUGAUAGUGUAAUAAGUGGCAACCCGUGUGCGAGUUCGCGUAGGAGAAAGGACGUUUAUGAAAAUCCCUCCGGACAGAACGACCAGGGUGACUCCAAACAGGGCAUUGCUAAUACAGCGCCAAAAGUGGAACAAGAUGGAAAAGACAAAUGGAACAAUUUGGCCAAUGCCGAGCCCGAGAAAAACGAUCAUAACAGCUAUGCCACGGAGAGAAAUAAUUCCAUCAUAGAGGAAGGAGGAUUAAUGUACAAAAAUGGCUUACCGCACAGAAAAGGCGAGUGCAGACAUAUUAGCAUGGAGAAUGAGUUUAUUAGAUCCAAUUCGGAAAAUGUGCAUACGGGUAACCCAAAUGGAAAUUUCUCUGCUUGUGGGGAGAGCGACAAGGAAACUCAGGAGGACUCAUUGGUAGACUGCAUAAGACACUGUAAAAAUGGGUACACUUCCAGUAAAAUGGUUUUAGCGAUGGGCUCUUCGGACCUGCCCGUGCAACUGUCUUCCUACCUGUUUGUUAAGAAGUUGCUUAAACAUGAUACUUCCUUAAAAUUGUGGAAGGAGUGUUUGAAAAAUAUUACCUCGUCCAACUCGGAGAAAUCUAAUUUAACCCUCAGAAUAGACAGAGGAAUGGCUGCAACAGCAAAAAAUAUUGCUCACACGAUGUGGUACCAAAGCACAUACUCCUUGCUAAACAUAGACACACAUAAACUGAGAGGAAAGCCAAGGGAUAGACCUUUCAUGGUGGUAUUUGUAGGAGAAGGAGCAACCGAUUUUGGAGGCCCUUUUCAUGAAUUUUUGUCUUCCAUUUCGAGAGAAGUUAUGGGCAAAUUGUCCGAUUCCCCUGAUAAAAGUUUACCCAUGUUUCCUCUGUGCAUUCCAUGCCCUAAUUACACCCAAGCUAUGGGAGGACGCCAAGAUACCGUUAUCAUUAACCCUAAAAUUAAUUCGUACAAUGUUAAAGAAUCUGAUUAUGUUGGCGAAAUAGACAUCAUUGAUAAUUUGGAAAGCUUCAGAUGGCAGAUACUCCACAUAUACAAUUCGAUACGAAAUAUUAAGAAGAAAUUACAAAAGUCGCAGAAUAGUAUGUACCAGGGGGGUUAUUAUAAAGCCAAGGAAGGAAAUGACUCUUUGGAUGAGGAGGAAGGACAAAAUGGGGAAGAUCAGGGCGUGCAUGAUGAGGACUCCUCGGGAGGUAACAAAGAGGCUGCAGAAAAAUUGACGCAUAAAAAUGGAAGCAAUCACAGGAAUAAGAAUAAGAGUACCCGAAGUGGUAAUGUAAAUACAAGUGGGACAAUGGGAAAGGGCGCUUCACCACACAAGGAAGGAAAUGAAAAGGAGAAUAGCCAUGUUGACAAUUACGAUUGUAUGGAGUCUGCAGGAAGGGAGGCAGAAAAUGCUAGCAGCAGUAGAAGUGGCAGUCAAGAGGGAAAAGACAACAACGCGGGUGAGGAACUCCCUGGAGAUAUGCUUCCUGUACAUGGGGAAGACAAGGUAGCUAAUGGGGGCUUGAAGAACACUAACAAAAUGUACCUCUUUGGUAGCAAAAAAUCUGUUACAUUCGAAAAAAUAGAGCAAGAAAAUAAGAUGGAUUUCCAUGAGGAUAACAAAUUCGACCGCAGUGGCUCAUACGAAAGUUGUGGCUACGACAGCGACGUGCUUGAAAUUGUGAACAACAUAUCACUCAAAACGAGACAUGAUUUCUUAAGCAAAAUAUUAAAUAAGAAAAAAAACGAAACGGACGAAAAAAUCGUAUGUAACGACAUGGACCAGAAAAAUGUUCACGCUGAUAGUUUCAAAAAAAAUAGCAAAAAAAACAAAAAAUUUAAUGAUUUAAAGAAAAGUCAUAUGAACAUGGAGUAUGAUGAGAAAACUACAAGAGCAAUGGAAUUAGCCAUGUAUGAAUCCCUAGGUCGAAUUAUGGGGAUGUGCAUAUGCAUAGCGUCAGCUUUAAACAUAUGUUUCAAUCCAAUAAUUUGGAAGAAGAUAUGUGGAGCUCCACUAGAAUUGCAAGACUUGUGCGAUUACGAUUUUGUCGCUGUGGAAAUGCUCAAAACGUUGAAAAUGGUAAACUGCGAAAGGUCCAGUGGAUGGAACAUGGAAUUAAAACAAUCCCUAGGAGAUAUCACUUUCAUAACGGAAGACUCCGGAGGAAAUUCUAUUGAGUUGAUAAGAAAUGGAGCCAACAUACCGAUCAAUUUUGAUAACUUGGAAUUGUUUAUCCGAUUAAUGACUAGAUGCAAAAUGAAUGAAUCAUCCAGAGGGUUGAGAUAUUUACUUAAAGGAUUCAGCUCCGUGAUUCCUUUGGGUCGACUGAGGUUGUUAUACGAGUUUACACAUGUGGAGCAUAUGGUUUGUGGUGAAAGAGAAAUAAACCUUGAUGUCUUAAAAGCACAUACUUGGUCCAAUGAUUUGAAAAUAAAGGACAAACUGUUUGCAGUACUGGAAGAAUUCACGAAUGAGCAGUUACAAUCAUUCCUCCGAUUUGUUUCAGGCCGAUCAAGGCUUCCCACGACAAAGAAUGAUUGGUAUAUGAUCAUAGAUGUUGACAACCCUAACCUCAGUAUCAGCCAAACUGACCAAAGAUUACCCACGGCCGUUACGUGUGGAUUCCGCUUGUUGUUGCCUCAGUACUCCAGCUUGGAAAUUCUCAAGGAGAGGCUCCUAUACGCGAUUAAAAACUGCACAGCCAUUGACUUGGACGCCUACGUGGUGCACGACCAGAUGCAGCUCAUGUACGGGGAGUGA
Molecule: messenger RNA, 27471 nt
Organism: Plasmodium fragile
Lineage: Eukaryota; Apicomplexa; Aconoidasida; Haemosporida; Plasmodiidae
Exons: 1
Coding region: 1-27471 (9156 amino acids)
Molecular function (GO): protein binding; ubiquitin-protein transferase activity
Source: RefSeq, a predicted model, not a curated record